AUGAAUAGUCAAAUAUUUGGUGUUUUAUUAGAAGAUGUUCCAUUAAAAGAAGGACUUCCAUUACCAGUGUAUGAUUCAUUAAAAUAUUUUAAAGAAAAUCCAACAUUAUUAGAAACAGAAGGAUUAUUUAGAAUACCAGGAAAUAUGUCAGUUGUUAAUAAUUUAAAGAAAGAAUAUAAUGAAGGAAAAGAAGUCAAAUUAGAAGGAGAAAAUAUUCAUACUAUAGCUUCAUUAUUUAAAUUAUAUUUUAGAGAAUUACCUGAUAGUUUAGUUACAGAAGAAAAUACUGAUUUAUUUCUUGUAUUUAUUGAAUUAGAUAAAAUAGAUAAAAACCAAACAAUUAAAAAAUUACAAAAUGUAUUAAAAGAAUUACCACAAGUUCAUUUAAAUGUUUUAAAAUCAUUAAUUGGGUUUUUAGUUCAAAUUACUGAAAAGAGUGAUUUAAAUAAAAUGGAUUCAAGAAAUCUUUCAUUAAUCUUUGGUCCUAAUAUUUUUAAUCAUCAAGAAGCUUUAGGCUUAAUGUUUUUUUUCCAUUAUUAA
Entamoeba histolytica HM-1:IMSS is the source of this 540-nucleotide messenger RNA. RefSeq names its product RhoGAP domain containing protein. NCBI's taxonomy places the organism in Eukaryota, Evosea, Mastigamoebida, Endamoebidae. Gene Ontology annotation, biological process: signal transduction; regulation of GTPase activity. The transcript has 3 exons. Gene Ontology annotation, cellular component: cytoplasm. The record is from RefSeq and is a predicted model, not a curated record. The coding region runs from base 1 to 540 and encodes 179 amino acids.